This is a messenger RNA of Stegastes partitus (bicolor damselfish), 1848 nucleotides long. RefSeq names its product voltage-dependent L-type calcium channel subunit beta-3-like. Gene Ontology annotation, molecular function: voltage-gated calcium channel activity; protein binding. Gene Ontology annotation, cellular component: voltage-gated calcium channel complex. The record is from RefSeq and is a predicted model, not a curated record. Gene Ontology annotation, biological process: calcium ion transmembrane transport. Bases 1 to 1848 code for a protein of 615 amino acids. NCBI's taxonomy places the organism in Eukaryota, Metazoa, Chordata, Actinopteri, Pomacentridae. The transcript has 15 exons.
AUGGCUCUCCAACAGGCUGACAGAGCCGGCAGAGCGGGGAGGGGGCAGGGAGAGCGUCAGGACAGUGACGUUGUUGAGGAGAGAAACGCCCAGGUGCAGCUGGAGAAGGCCAAGUACAAGCCUGUGGCAUUCGCUGUACGUUGCAACUUCUCUUACACGCCAGCAGACGACGACAACGUCCCUGUGCCGGGCCAGGCCGUCACCUUCGAGGCCAGAGACUUCUUACACGUCAAAGAGAAGUUUAACAAUGACUGGUGGAUCGGCCGGCCGGUGAAGGAGGAUGGUGUGGUGGGCUUCAUCCCCAGUCCAGUCAAUCUGGAAACCAUUCUCAUCAGAAGAGAAGUCCAGGCGAGGAAAGCUGCCAAGGCCUUAGCCAACAAAGCAGCAUCUCAAGCAGCUCAAGAUCUGAACUCAAAGAAAUAUACUCCUCCAUCACAAGCCACUCAGCAGGUGAAAAAGAAGCCGGGGGAGCAGGUGGCCAUGUAUGAUGUUGUGCCUACAAUGCGUCCUGUGGUUCUAAUGGGACCGUCACUGAAGGGCUUAGAGGUUACUGAUAUGAUGCAAAAAGCGCUAUUUGACUUUUUAAAGCAUCGAUUUGAAGGCAGAAUAACUAUCACACGGGUCACAGCAGACAUCUCUCUGGCUAAACGUUCCAUCCUUAACAACCCUGGCAAAAAGGCCUUAAUGGACCGGUCCAACACCCGAUCCAAUUUAGAUGCUGCCGCCCAGAUCCAGGGGGAGGUGGAGCGUAUCUUUGAGCUGGCCCGCAGCUUGCAGCUGGUGGUUUUAGACGCAGACACAGUCAACCACCCCAUGCAGGUGUCCAAGACCUCCCUGGCUCCAAUCCUUGUAUACGUCAAGAUCUCCUCACCAAAAGUGUUGACGAGACUGAUCAAAACUAGAGGGAAAUCUCAGACCAAACAUCUCAAUGUUCAGCUUGUGGCAGCAGAUAAGCUCGCCCAAUGUCCACCGGAAAUGUUUGAUGUGAUCUUAGAUGAGAACCAGCUGACAGAUGCCUGUGAGCACAUUGCUGAUUACCUGGAGUCCUACUGGAGAGCCACUCAUCCUCCAGAGAUGGAGCCUGCCAACGCACUGGUGGCCCAUCUGGCUGAGAACACACUGCCAGCCAACCCUUCAGCAAUACCGGAUGAGCAGAAAAACAAGAAAUCUGCUGCCCCCAAGAGGAAGGGCUCCCGUGAGAACCACCUAGACCAGGAGCCCCCUUCAGCCCCAGCUCAGGAGCACAGGGCUGAGGAGGGUCAAAGAGAGGAGGAGGAGCGACUCCUGAGGACCGAACCAAAGAGACCCCAGCACACCCACCACCACCACCAUCACCACCACCACCGCCGGAUGGAGCACCACAGAGACACCCAGCACAGCCAAACAUCCGGCGGUAUGGAUAUACAGUCGAGCAGGGACUAUAGCCAGAGGCUUCCCCGUAGGCACCUGCCUGAGGAGAGGGAGGACGAGUUGGCGGAUGUGGUGGAGGAGGACGAGGAGGAGACUUACUACAACCACCGAGGCCAUAACCACCACCAUCACAACAGCAACCACCACCAUCACCACCAUCACCACCAUCAACAUCACCGUGGGAACAGCCAGCCACAAGUCGAGGACGACUACGAGCAGGAGCACAAUGAACGCAAUCGGCAGCACAGGCAUCACCAGCAUGUACCACCACGGACACACCACACCGAUCACUAUCCUGUACACAAUCACCACAGCUACCACCACUACCACGGCAGAGACAGAGACAGAGACAGAGACAGAGACAGAGAUAGAGAUAGAGACAGAGAUAGAGACAGAGAUGGCCGGCAGUGGCACAGAGAUUCUUAUAUCCACCAGUGA